Lytechinus pictus (painted urchin) is the source of this 3548-nucleotide messenger RNA. RefSeq lists its product as uncharacterized. The coding region runs from base 751 to 1191 and encodes 146 amino acids. The transcript is spliced from 3 exons. NCBI's taxonomy places the organism in Eukaryota, Metazoa, Echinodermata, Echinoidea, Temnopleuroida, Toxopneustidae. The record is from RefSeq and is a predicted model, not a curated record.
ACGGUCGCGCUGUGUGGAGUCGAUUUCAAUUCAUUCCAAGAGUACACAUAUCGUUGUGACAGUGGUUUUUAUAUCAGAGAGGAGAUACAAUAAUUGGGCCGACGGUGACCUCCGGCCCUAUGAGGGCAAUACUUCGUGAUUUAAAUCAUUCCAAAGGGAUAUAGUUAGGAGAUUAAAAUAAGAAGAUGAGAUAAUCUUUUUAGAUGGACAUUUCCCUUCUUCUGGAUAUCAUUUUCGUGCCACGACCUCGUGGACAUCAAGGAAUUUUUUUUUUUCGCCUUUAAAAAAAAUAUCUAUUAUGAACGCUGAUAAUCCUUUUGACGAUACAACAAAAAGUGGAUAACGGACAUUUUGAUUGUAUAAUAUGACAUCAGUUUAUGGUGAGUGGUGUUUUUUCUGUCUUCCUCGAGCUGUGGUAGCUUAACACGUUUACUUUGGGAAAAAUUAUAGACAAACUAUUCAACGUUAUGAUUUGGAAAGAUAGAAGAAGAUUUUCACCAGUAAAGAAAAUUAUUGUGAGUCUAUAAUAUGCAACGUGCGACCACGCCUAUAGAACAUAAUAAUGAUCAACCUACGAUUGGAUGAUUGUCAUCAAUAAUCACGUUGCACAGCUGAGAAAAUGUGGACGAAGUUGUAUCAUAAAUGACAAAAUAACAUAAGAAAUAGAAAUUUACGGCGACACCCGAUGUUGAGAAAGAAAUUGGUCAGAGACGUGGAACAAACGCUUCUUAUUUUGGCGUGUACAUAAAGAUGCAUUUUAAUAAAGAUGUCGUCUGCACGCUAUACCUGGCAUUGGUUUACGUCAUUAAUUACAUUGGAGUUGCAGACGCCAGUAAUCUAUCGUGCUACGACUGCGCAGUGAAGUUCAAACAGGUUUACAAGCAGACUGAUUGUGUGGUGGACCCAACGAAAAACCUAAGUCCGAGAGGUUGCCAGGAACAUGAACCAUACUGCAAGGUUGAGUACACUAAAGUAAAUCGGAUAUUCACUCGUUUCGUGAGGAACUGUGCCAGCACAUGCGACCAAAGGUGUACUACCAGAGGGUUUGGAUUAGAUGAAGAAGUCUGUACGUUCUGUUGCAAUGAAGAUGGGUGCAAUCUGGGCAAUAGAGGGCGACAAACUACUUCAUCAAACAUUUCUUGUUGCAUCAUCAUGGUUACAAUCGUUGUAAUACUGGGAUACAUUUUUUAAAGUUCAAGUCCACCCCAGAAAAAUGUUGGGUUGAAUCAAUAGAGAAAAAUCAAACAAGAAUAACGUUGAAAAUUUCAUCAAAAUUGGAUGUAAAAUAAGAAAGUUAUGACAUUUUAAACUUUCGCUUAUUUUGAUCAAAACAGUGAAAUGCACAACUCAGUGACAUGCAAAUGAGACAGUCGAUGAUGUCCCUCACAAACUAUUUCUUUUCUUUUUAUUGUUUUGAAUUAUACAAUAUAUCAUUUUUUACAGAUUUGACAAUAAGGACAAACUUGACUGAACCAUAUUCCACAUGUUCAUGGAGGAAUUAAUCGUUGUUUCACUUGACAAUGAGGAGAAAAUUAGAAUAUUUCACAUUUCAUAUAAUUAAAUACAAAAGAAAUAGUGAGUGUAUGAUGUCAUCAGUCUCCUCAUUUGCAUACUGACCCGGAUGUGCAUAUAACUGUUUUGAGAAAUUAAGUGGAACUUUAAAAUACAACUUUCUUAUUUUAAAUCCGAUUUUGAUGAAAUUUUCAGCGUUAUGCUUGUUGGAUUUUUCUCUUUUUAUUCAAAUCAGCUUUCUGUUUGGGUGGACUUGUCCGUUAAUAAAGUGCCAGCUCAGAUAUAAACUGUUAUUGACAGUAUGAAAUCAUCGAGGAAGUGAAAUAAGUAAGGAGAUCACCAAUUAUAAGAAAUGGAAGAAGAGGAUGGGAAAAAAUAACAGGAAAGAAAAUAUGGGUGGGCCGACAUGUUUUUGUUUGUUGGUUGGUUCGUUACAUCCCCUUCCAUAAUCAAACCAAAGGGAGGGGUCUUUAUUUAAAAAAAUUGUCUCUUCGAUCCAUCGCUUGCCAGGGGCGGAUCCAGGAUUUUCCAAAGGGGGGGGGCGCAAAUUUUUCGAAGGAAAAAAAUGACAACCAAAAAAAAAAAAAGGUCUUCACUUUCAAGAAAGGGGGCACACCUCUGUUUACAUGGCAUUUUUUACAUUACAAAUUUAAAAUUUUGCUUCUCAAAAGGGGGGCACGUGCCCCCCUGGAUCCGCGCAUGUCGCUUGCGAAAGGCACCUGUUAAAGAGGGAAACCUGCAAAUAGCAGGGUAGAGCUUUUCGGCAAAAAAUGAUCCAUGCAUGUGCCUCCCCCUUCCCGAACCCGCACCUGAUGGGGGGAGGGGGGAGCACUGUACUGGUGGAUAAAAGGAGCGUGGGUCAGGUCAAUAUAACAAUUAACAUGAUUAAAGGAUAACGGAUCGGGAUGAAAAUUAAACGAAAUCAGAUUGAUUUUCCUGAGAAUAAGUCCAUGUAAUCACAUCUGAAAUAUUUAUCAGAACAAAGUCAGUUAUCAGAAGCAAUGUUCAGUCAUGUAUUUUUUAAACCGCAGAUUGUUGUGGUUGUUGCUGUAUUGUUGUCAUGAAAACGUCUCAUGCAUGGCUUCAAAUAAUGAAUAUGAUAUCAUUUUAUUUGGCAGAGAGCAUGUGUGGACGUACUUUAAAAACUUUGAUAUUUUUUACCACAAAAUAUGAAAUGAUCUGAAAUAAUUUGUCCGAGUUCUAGUGUGUACAUUUCCUCAAGUUGUAGAUGCCAACAGUGAUUCAAAGAUGGGUUAAAAUACCGUGCUUGUGAAAAUAAUGAAGCAAAGCUUCAAAAUGUCAUAAUCUCCAUAUUUAUCAUAUGAUUUUGAUGAAGGUAUGAAUAUACUUGUAUAAAUUAAUAUGUGUAUUUUUCAAUCCAAAGCAACUACUGUAGGGCUGUACCUAAUUAAUUAACUAAUUAAUUAAUUCUUAUAUCUUUAUAAAACAUAAUAAAGCCAUUUCGAACGUGCUAUGCCGGCAUUAAAGAGAAAAAUACAGACCCAUAGUUGAAAUGUAUUAGAAAUAUCUUGUGUUAUGCAGUAGGCCUAUUCUUUACAAAAGUGCAUACCAAAUUAUUUUGCUUUUAUAAAAUAGUCCAUGUCCAUCGCGUCUUGAUUAUUGAUUUGUCAAUUUUUCUUUAUACUGCUGCCUAUAUUCUUCAGUCUAUAGUCAUUGUUUUUCUCAUUAUUUUUAACUCCUCUGAUUACAUCACUUUUGUUUUAUGCUAUAACUUUAUUAUUAUCAUUUUGAAAUUGUACUUUGAUUUGAUCAUAAAUGCAGACAGCCUUGAUAAAGCGUGCUGCAAAGCUUUAUUUUGAAUGGUUAUUUUGCAAAAGUGAAUAUUUAUUCUCAAUAAAUGAAAAUGUGCAAUAAAUGCACACAGACAAAACGUACUGCAAAGCUUUAUUCUGAAGGGUUAUUUGCAAUAGUGAAUAUUUAUUCUCUAUAAAUGAAAUGUUCAAUAAAUAUAAAUUUUUCAUUCACAUAUCAUGACUCAUCUUAUUUGACAAUGAAACAUUUUAUUAAUGUUAAUU